This is a messenger RNA of Homo sapiens (human), 2894 nucleotides long. It is a transcript of the gene SKA1, whose product is annotated as spindle and kinetochore associated complex subunit 1. Gene Ontology annotation, molecular function: microtubule binding. Gene Ontology annotation, biological process: establishment of meiotic spindle orientation; spindle assembly involved in female meiosis; chromosome segregation. The coding region runs from base 206 to 973 and encodes 255 amino acids. The transcript is spliced from 7 exons. NCBI's taxonomy places the organism in Eukaryota, Metazoa, Chordata, Mammalia, Primates, Hominidae. Gene Ontology annotation, cellular component: spindle; centrosome; meiotic spindle. The record is from RefSeq and is marked validated.
GUGCGCCUGCGCUGCGCUAGGGCGCGGCGGGCGGUUUGAAUUUUGCUUACAGAGUCCCGUCUCACCAUCCUGGGCUUCCAACGGAGACUGCGGUAUCCGCAGCUGGAGACCCAGCGGCGAGUAGCCUUUUGCUCCCGGACGGACUUGAGGUUGGAGUCUGUGUGUUGGGGACCCUGCCUUUGGAAGCGCCCGAGAGGCUUAAAGGAUGGCCUCGUCAGAUCUGGAACAAUUAUGCUCUCAUGUUAAUGAAAAGAUUGGCAAUAUUAAGAAAACCUUAUCAUUAAGAAACUGUGGCCAGGAACCUACCUUGAAAACUGUAUUAAAUAAAAUAGGAGAUGAGAUCAUUGUAAUAAAUGAACUUCUAAAUAAAUUGGAAUUGGAAAUUCAGUAUCAAGAACAAACCAACAAUUCACUCAAGGAACUCUGUGAAUCUCUUGAAGAAGAUUACAAAGACAUAGAACAUCUUAAAGAAAACGUUCCUUCCCAUUUGCCUCAAGUAACAGUAACCCAGAGCUGUGUUAAGGGAUCAGAUCUUGAUCCUGAAGAACCAAUCAAAGUUGAAGAACCUGAACCCGUAAAGAAGCCUCCCAAAGAGCAAAGAAGUAUUAAGGAAAUGCCAUUUAUAACUUGUGAUGAGUUCAAUGGUGUUCCUUCGUACAUGAAAUCCCGCUUAACCUAUAAUCAAAUUAAUGAUGUUAUUAAAGAAAUCAACAAGGCAGUAAUUAGUAAAUAUAAAAUCCUACAUCAGCCAAAAAAGUCUAUGAAUUCUGUGACCAGAAAUCUCUAUCACAGAUUUAUUGAUGAAGAAACGAAGGAUACCAAAGGUCGUUAUUUUAUAGUGGAAGCUGACAUAAAGGAGUUCACAACUUUGAAAGCUGACAAGAAGUUUCACGUGUUACUGAAUAUUUUACGACACUGCCGGAGGCUAUCAGAGGUCCGAGGGGGAGGACUUACUCGUUAUGUUAUAACCUGAGUCCCUUGUGAACUUUUGAACAUACCAACAGGGUAUAGAGUAUAGAGGCUAUUUCUAUAAUUUUCUUAUAUAUAAUUUUUUUAACUUUUAAUCUUUUUUGUUUCCUUUUUUUUUUUUUUGAGACAGGAUCUUGCUUUGUCACCCAGGGGCUUGCUUUGUCACGCAGGCUAGAGUGCAGUGGCGCAAACAUGGCUCACUGCAGCCUCAACCUCCCAGGCUCAAGUGAUCCUCCCACCUCAGCCCCCUGAAUGGCUGGGACUACAAGCGUGCGCCACCAUGCCUGGCUAAUUUUUGUAUUUUUUGGAGAGAUGGGGUUUCACCAUGUUGCCUAGGCUGGUCUUGAGCUCCUGAGCUCAAACAAUCCACCCUCCUCAGCCUCCCAAAGUGCUGGGAUUACAGGCUUGAGCCACCACACCUGACCUAUUCUUGUUUCUUAUAAAAAUAAAACUUUUUUGGAUAAAGCUUAUUUCUUGUUUUUUUCUUUUUCUUUUUUUUUUUUUUUGAGACAGUCUCGCUCUUUCACCCAGGCCGGACUGCAGCGGCGCUAUCUCGGCUCACUGCAAACUCUGCCUCCCAGGUUCACGCCAUCCUCCUGCCUCAGCCUCCUGAGUAGCUGGGACUACAGGCACCUGCCACCACGCCCAGCUAAUUUUUUGUAUUUUUAGUAGAGAUGGGGUUUCACCGUGUUAGCCAGGAUGGUCUCGAUCUCCUGACCUCAUGAUCCGCCCACCUCGGCCUCCCAAAGUGCUGGGAUUACAGGCGUGAGCCACCGCGCCCGGCCAACUUAUAUAUUUUCAAGAUUCACCUCCUCUCACCAAAUAUUUAACUACCUGCUGAAUACGCCUCUGUACUAGGCACAUAAUGGAACUAAAAAAUGCUCAUGUCCAGUUUUUGUGUUGAGUGAACAAUGCUGCAGACCCUAAUAAGAUUGGGUACAGAUCGGCAUGCGCCUGUAGUCCCAGCUACUCAGGAGAAUUGCUUGAACCUAGGAGGUGGAGGUUGCAGUGAGCCGAGAUCGUGCCACUGCACUCCAGUCUGGGCAACAGAGCGAGACUCCAUCUCAGAAAAAAAGAAAAAAAGACUGGGUACAGAUGUGAUAUUGGAAGAAAAAGAUCAAGCUGAUGAGGUUAGGAUACCCAGGCCCUUUGGACUUAAAGAUCACUAGUGUCUAAAUUCCAUCGAUGGCAUUUCAGUCUAUAGGUAAACUUCCUGGAAGCUGGAUUUGGAGACAGUUUAUCAUCUGAUUAUUGGGCUUUCGUAUAGGUCCUUAGGGAGCAGCUUACCUGAAAUGCAUUUAGUGUACACCAGUCUGUAAACUUCAACCUGUAAUGAAAGUGUAAUAAAUGUACAUUGAGUUGAUGUGAUAAUGUGAUAUAAUAAGAAAUAUAUAUUUGAUCUUCCUAUCUAGUUCCUUGUUCAGAGCUCCUAAAACCCUUGUAAUUUCCAAAGUGAUGGAGUACAUCUUUUGUUCUAGUAUUUGGUCUUUGACCCCAGUUCCUGACACAAAGCUCCUAAAUUCCUUUAAAUUUCCCAGUGAUAGGAGAAUUUUUUGUUCUAAUGAGGUCACUCUUGAUGGGCACCUGGAUAACUCAGGAUGGGGGCUGCUCACAAAGACCACAUCAUGAUUGGAAGUUUCAAACUUUCAGUCUCCCACCUCCAGAGAGGGGAGAGGGGCUGGAGAUUUGUGUCAAUAAUCCAUCAGGCCUAUGUCAACAAGACAUAAUCCGUUAACUAUGGAGUUCAGGGAGCUUCAGGGUUGGCAAACAUUUUGAUGUGCCAGGAAGGUGACGCACUCCAGCUUUAUGAAGUCAGCAAGUCCUGUGCUCAGGAUGCUUCUGGACCUUGCCCCAGGUACCCCUUCAUGUGGCUGUUGUUCAUCUGUAUCCUUUGUAGUAGCCUUAAAAUAAACUGUUAAACACAA